This is a messenger RNA of Lycium barbarum (goji berry), 1733 nucleotides long. Its product is annotated as pyridoxine/pyridoxamine 5'-phosphate oxidase 1, chloroplastic-like. The coding region runs from base 138 to 1556 and encodes 472 amino acids. The transcript is spliced from 13 exons. Gene Ontology annotation, molecular function: NAD(P)HX epimerase activity; FMN binding; pyridoxamine phosphate oxidase activity. Lineage: Eukaryota; Viridiplantae; Streptophyta; Magnoliopsida; Solanales; Solanaceae. Gene Ontology annotation, cellular component: mitochondrion. The record is from RefSeq and is a predicted model, not a curated record. Gene Ontology annotation, biological process: pyridoxine biosynthetic process.
UAAAGAGGAAGUGUCUUUUUUAAAUUUCUGAGCUUCAUGGCAAUUAUUUCAGUACCCUCCACAGAGUUUAAAGGAACAAAACCAGCUUUCUUGAGCUUAAAAGACCCUUUGUCUCUUAACGCACUGAAGCCAAAAGCAUGGAGGAGAUAUCAUAUGUGAGCCGGCAAGAAGCUAUAGAAAUUGAUCACGUAUUGAUGGGUCCUCUUGGUUUUACUCUGGACCAGCUUAUGGAAUUGGCAGGCUUGAGUGUUGCCUCUGCAAUUGGAGAGGUCUAUAGUUCAAGUGAAUAUACUCGCGUGCUUGUUAUAUGUGGUCCUGGAAACAAUGGCGGGGAUGGUCUUGUAGCUGCUCGACACUUGCAUCACUUUGGUUAUAAUCCCUCCAUUUGUUAUCCAAAACGGUCCAAUGAAUUUCUUUUUGUUAGUUUGGUUACCCAGCUUGAAUCACUGUCAGUUCCAUUCUUGCCGGUGGAAGAUUUAUCCUUGCAGCUUUCAAGUGACUUUGAUAUUAUAGUGGAUGCAAUUUUUGGAUUCUCAUUCCAGGAUAGAGUACUCAGUACAGACAACCCAAGGCCACCGUUUGAUAGUCUCAUUAGAAGGCUGGUCUCCAUAAGAAACCAGCAACAGACACAUGAGAAACCAGCUGUUGUUAUAUCUGUGGACAUACCUUCCGGUUGGCAUGUGGAAGAGGGAGACGUCUGUGGUGAAGGCAUUGAACCUGAUAUGCUGGUCUCUUUGACUGCUCCAAAAUUGUGUGCCAAAAUGUUUUGUGGCCCACAUCAUUUUUUAGGUGGAAGAUUUGUUCCACAAUCCAUCAUAGACAAAUUCAAGCUAAAACUUCCAUCAUAUCCUGGCACUUCAAUGUGUGUUAGAAUUGGAAACCUUCCCAAUUUAUCAGCACAGAAGGGAAUAUUUGCAGCUUCUGCAUCUCUUGAGGUGGAGGAAGAUCCUAUUGAUCAGUUUCAAAAGUGGCUUGGUGAUGCAUUGGCAGCUGGCGUCAAAGAACCCCAUUAUAUGGUCCUAUCAACAUCUUGUAAAGAUGCAAAACCUUCAUCGCGAAUGAUAUCAUUGGAAGGAGUAAAGGAAGAUGGUUUUGUCUGGCACACCAACUAUGGGAGUCGCAAGGCUCGUGAAAUUUCUGAAAAUCCUCAUGCGUCACUUCUCUUUUACUGGGGUCCUUUGAAGUGCCAGGUAAGAGUGGAGGGAUUUGUGGAGCAAGUUUCUGAUGAGGAAUCUGAUCAAUACUUCUCUAGUCUUCCUCGAGAUACGCAGAUUAGACCAAUAGUUAGCAAGCAGAGCACACUGAUUCAUGAACGAGAGGGUCUCCAUCAACAAUAUAAAGAAUUAGAGGAGAAGUACCAUGACAGGACUUCAAUACCAAGACCCAAGCACUGGGGUGGCUACAGGCUUAUUCCAGAGUUUUUUGAGUUUUGGCAGGGAGAGGAAUCUCAAGUGCACCUCAAAUUACGGUACUAUGCGGAGGUGAUUGAUGGAAGAAGAGUAUGGAGAAUUCAUAGAUUGGUCCCACAAUUAGCAGAAUCAGCAUCUUCUUCAUGACUUGCCAUCUCUUUGAACUUAGCAAAAAUGCAUCAGUGCACGACAGGAGUUAAGCGAAUUAGAUCUUUUCUUUUCCUGUUUCCCCUUCUGAUUAGAUCUCUUUGUAAAUAUCUUUGUGCUGAUGUGCAUAGUAUGUUCCUUCUACUUCUAUCACAGAUGAAGAUUGUCUUUUGUUUC